This is a messenger RNA of Monoraphidium neglectum, 366 nucleotides long. RefSeq names its product 3-oxoacyl-[acyl-carrier-protein]synthase I. Lineage: Eukaryota; Viridiplantae; Chlorophyta; Chlorophyceae; Sphaeropleales; Selenastraceae. Gene Ontology annotation, biological process: fatty acid biosynthetic process. Gene Ontology annotation, molecular function: 3-oxoacyl-[acyl-carrier-protein] synthase activity. The transcript has 6 exons. The record is from RefSeq and is a predicted model, not a curated record. The coding region runs from base 1 to 366 and encodes 121 amino acids.
AUGGCGCUUCAGCAGCAGUUCUCGGGGGCCCGGGCGGCGUCUAGGCCGACCCGCCCUGCUCGUGCAGGCAGCGUGGUCGUGCGCGCGGCCGCGGCCGCCGCGCGCGACCCGUCCAAGCGCAUCGUCAUCACCGGCAUCGGCUGCUGCACGGUAUUCGGCAACGACCCAGACACUUUCUACAACAGGCUGCUGGCUGGCGAGAGCGGCAUAUCCCUGAUCGACCGCUUCGAUGCGUCCGAGUUCCCCACCAAGUUUGGCGGCCAGAUCAAGAACUUUGACGACGAGGGCCUCAUUGACAAGAAGAACGCGCGCCGCUACGACGACUGCCUCAAGUACACCCUGGUGUCGGGCAAGAAGCACAUGUAA